AUGGCUAUUGUUUUUCAUGAGAACGAAAUUAGCCUAGAAUAUAUAGGUACAGCAGUAACAGUACCAAAUAAUGACGUCGCACGUUUAAUGUAUUAUUUAAAUUGUGUGUGUGUGGUAAUUGAUUGCAGUCGUGAUCCAGAGAUUCAACGAUUCACAAACUACCAAAAAUGGUAUUAUUUAUCUCGUGAUGAACAAAAACAACUUCUACUUGUAUGCUAUACAUUUAGUCCUGAUGUAUUCAAUAAUCGAAUUUUCUUUCAUAGUGAUGAAUUAUGUAAUGAAAAUUCCAAUGAAUUUUAUACAAUAAAUCAAGUUCGUCAACAACUAUUAGCAGCUGAUUCAAUUGUUAUAGCUGGGAAAAUACGCGAAGUUCACAAAAUUAUGACCUAUACAAUGCAAUGGAUGAGAAAAUUUUAUAUUAAACCAAUAGCGAGACUGGCACAAGAACUUAAUACUUCACGUCCCUCAAUUUCGAGUACAUAUACAUCAACUUAUACUCCAAAUGUCAUACAACAACCCACAAAAGAUAUCAGUAGCAAGAUGUAUAGUGCUUGUUGUUGUAUAUGUACAGUGGUAUAUUGUAUAUUGUGUGUAACUCCACCAAUCGUUUUUGUUUUAAUUAUUGUUAUUAGUAAAUAA
Adineta steineri is the source of this 639-nucleotide messenger RNA. NCBI's taxonomy places the organism in Eukaryota, Metazoa, Rotifera, Eurotatoria, Adinetida, Adinetidae. The record is from the annotation of a GenBank genome assembly.